Messenger RNA from Drosophila ananassae, 3371 nucleotides. RefSeq lists its product as uncharacterized. The transcript has 3 exons. Lineage: Eukaryota; Metazoa; Arthropoda; Insecta; Diptera; Drosophilidae. Bases 894 to 2909 code for a protein of 671 amino acids. The record is from RefSeq and is a predicted model, not a curated record.
GUAGGCGUUGCUCAGACGCUGCCAGACAGAUUCAUUCCACAGUGAGACUUCGUCGCGAUCGCAAGCUUCCGAGAUCGAACCGCCACCGCCACUUCGAGCAUCGGAUCAGGAGCAGCGACCCCUUCCACACCGGGUCACCCACAGCCCGUGACCGCAUUCUCCGGCGGCCCAGCGUCCCAAAAAUUGACUUUGGGUUCUUCUUUAGACGUACCUUGGAAUUCCGUAGAAUCCCUUUGGCGGCCAUAUUUGUUUCUCAUUUCUUCGAUCGACUUUGAUUUGUGUCAACCAGUGUGGGUUCCGUGAAAAAAUACAAAUUAAAAAAAUACAGGAGCGGAAGUGUUUGCCACAGGCUGAGAAUUCAUUUAAUUUCGAAAAGAUUUGAGUUCGAGAUUCAAGAAUAAAAUAACACCAAGUGUAUGGGUGUAUGUGCUUGAGUGUGCGAGCUAUGGACGUGUGUGUGCCUGUGAACCCGAUCGCGAACGCUGCUUGUGUGCGUGCAAGUGCCCCUAUGUGUGCCGCAAGAAAUAUCCGCUUACCUAAGCGAAAAAAUUCUCUCGCAUCGACUGCGGCGGCAGUUUAAGAACCGCACCUGGACACAGAUACAAGUCAACACACAUACAGAGAAUAUACACUCGCAGCCAGACGGCUAAAAAAAAUUCAGAAAAAAAAAUAAAGAAAUACCUGUGCACACGGACGUGGCUGGCACACAAAGCCAAACCAGAAAAUCCACAUUGUUCGGGCUAGUUCGUCUCGUGUUGUCGUUGUCGUAGUCGUUGUCUCGUUCUCUUACUCGGUACCCCCUUCUUGCUUGGUGUCGCGCCCCCUCUACAAUAAAAAAUAUAUAUAAAAACAAGUAACGUUUAAAAAAACAACGUUAAGAUAAGCCCCACAAAAUGGGUGAUUCUACGCCUAUUUGCCGGUGCCGUGUCCUGUACUUGGGCAGCGCCGUGCCCCGCCAGAGCAAGGAUGGUCUCCAGGGCAUCCAGGAGCCGUUGAGGAGCCUUUAUCCCUCCGAGGGGGCUGUGGGCGCCAAGGGCAUCGACAGCUGGCUGAGCGUCUGGUCCAAUGGAAUUCUGCUGGAGAACGUGGACGAGAACCUAAAGCAAAUCACACGCUUCUUUCCCAUCGAAUCACUGCAUUAUUGCGCCGCUGUGCGUCAGGUGCUCAUCCCGGAACGGGGCAAUGCACAUCCGGAGCCAAAGUUCCUUCCGCUGGACUCGCCCUUCGCCCGCAUGCCUCGCGCCCAGCACCCGCCAAUCUUCGCCGCCAUUCUGCGACGCACCACCGGCAUCAAGGUGCUCGAGUGCCACGUCUUCAUCUGCAAACGGGAGGCGGCCGCCAAUGCUCUAGUCAGGUGCUGUUUCCACGCCUACGCCGACAACUCCUAUGCCCGCCAGUUGGAAACGGGCGGAGGAGGCGGUAGCAGUGUCUACGGGACUCUAAAGAGCGCCGCUGGUAGCAAGUCCAACGGCGACCUGACCAGCGUUGGUCUCUCGAACGGAAAUGGAACUGGAAACGGAAGCCACCACCUGGCCCUCUCCGCCCAGGGUGGCUGGAGAUCGCGGGCCGGCAGCACCACAACUCUGAACAGUCUGGGACGCACGUCCAAUGGCCACGCCCCCAACGGAUCCGCACUAGGGCUAAAUGGGGGAAGCACUGGAAGCGCCGCUGAGGGCUAUACGUCCGUAAAAAACUUUUAUGGGAGUAGUGCUGACCUCAACGUAACGGUCGACGAUGGCGAUGCCUCACUGUACAAUGGCGACGAAAACCACAAAGUCUGGAGCGGAUCACAGGACCAACUGGACAGCAUUGGGGCCGUGGAGAGCCCGUAUGAAAUGUUUUCGGGCAACACCUCCACUUUGGGGCGCCCCUUGAGAGCACGUCAAAUUAGCACACCCAUCGAAGUGCCUCCGCCCCCCGUAAAGGAGGAGCGCAAGCAGAAGCGGGACAAGAAGUCCUCAAAGUCCAGCGGCAGCCAAAGUCUGUCAGGCACCCUAAUCCGUCCGAAGCCAAUCCAUCCGGCAGCCAUGCAUCGUGCCGGAAUGCAGGGACCACCAGGACCCGGCAGCAUGAUCUAUGGUCCCGUUAGCGGGCCAGGAUCCCGCUACCAUACGAUCAGUCAUCGCGGCUUCCCGCCAGGCCCUCCGCCGCCUCCCAACCACAUGGGUCACCUCGCGCCGCCCCACCAUCCCCAUCCACAUGCACACAUGAUGCACCAGCACAUGGGCGGCAUGCCUCCCAUGCAGAUCCCCGUCAUGAUGCCGCAGCAGUACGCCACGCUGCAGCCCUCGCGCUCCACCAGCAAGAAGAAGAAGAAGGACAAGAAGAACGGAGUACCAGUGGGCAUGCCCAUAGUGCCGCCCAUCUACGCCUACCACCAGCAGCAGGCCAUGGGCGGAGGACCCCCGCCUCAGAUGGCCCAUUCAAUGAUCGGAGAACCGCGUCCUUUAAGCCACUCCAGCAGGAAGCUGGCGGCCUCCAUGGGUAACGGCCUGGACGACUCCGGCAACUCGGGAGCGGAGUCACCAUCUCCAGGUGGAACGGGAAUAUAUAAGCGCAAGGGUCACCUGAACGAGCGAGCCUUUAGCUACUCCAUUCGGCAGGAGCAUCGCAGCCGGAGCCACGGAUCCCUGGCCAGUUUGCAGUUCAACCCGCCGGACAUGAAGAAAGAGCGCGAGAUCGCCCAGAUGGUAGCCGGUUUGGACCUGAACGACGGCGAACGACCCAUGGGUCCCAAUACCCUGCAGCGCAAACAGGCCGCCAUGCAGAUGGCCAAUGGAGGUGGACCGGGACCAGGACAUGGCCACGGACCAGGACCCGUACCGCAUCCCCAUGCACAUCCUGCGCAUCCACAUGCCAUCUACGGUCCCCUGGGGCCGGCCAGCAGUUUUGGAAAGCCGCGAAGAUAAAAUUCGAUGGGAAUGGGAUUACUAGAUUUUCAAGCUUCCGAGUUAUCCCCAUAGAUAUACACAACGUUUAGCGAUGCUGGUCAAAUUAGAAAAGGGUGGGUCACACGCCAGAGGUCAGACGGCGGAAGGAGCCACCACCAGAUGGAAAAGAUUCAAGCCGGUUUCCCCAGAGUGAAACCAAAACUUUACAUAAAUGAAUAUGUGUGCCUUAUUAGGUUUAUACUAAAAGUAUAUGCGCUCGCUAGUGGUCCAUGAGAUACCAUACAUAAAUCGUUCUAGAACACACUGUAGAAUAUUAUGCUAUAUGCUUAGUCCAAUGGAUGGCGAUCACAAAAAUGUAAAAUACUCCAUGGCAAGAGGAUUGCACACGCAUAUACCGUACGUACAUUUACAUAUAUGCAAUCGAAUAUGUACAAUAAACUAUAUGUAUCUACAAUAAAACUGUUAACAAACAAACGCAAA